UGCCCACACGUCAAUAUUUUUAGUUUGCAUAGCUCAGUAAAAUAAAGUAAUUAAAUUUUUUUUGUUGAUAAAAUAUCAAAAUAUGUACUGAAAUAUAAAAAAGGAAAAAAACGGUGUCGUAAAUGACUCUAGUAAUCUUUUGAAGUGAUACGAUAAUUUUAGUUUCAACAAUAAUUAUGGCUAAGAUAAACCAUGAAUUAGAAACUGAAAAAUUGAAUCCUAAUCAUAAAGUAUACAAUCCAUUGUCAAUUAGUAUUGAAGAAAUACAACAACAGUCAUCGGAACAAAAGCCUUUGGGAUUACGUGGAAAUGCAGUUUUUAGACAGUUUCUCAUGGUUUUCAUAGCCAAUCUAUGCAUUUUAGCACCUGCCGCAGGCUUGGGCUAUCCAUCAGUAACUCUUAUACAACUAACCGAUCCCAAAGAGCCAUUUUAUCUAAAUCCAAGUGAAGCUUCUUGGUUUGCAUCAAUCAAUGCAAUUGCCUGUCCUGUGGGUGGUAUUCUCAAUGCCUACCUUCUCGAUAAACUAGGUCGAAAGCCUACCCUUUUCGUCAUAAACAUAACUUCUAUUCUGUCAUGGGGUUUAAUGGGCAGCUCUUACUACACAAAUUGGCACCUAAAAUUUGCUCAGAUGAUAGUUGCAAGGUUUAUAAUUGGUAUAGCUUCGGGGUUAUCAAGUUCAGCGGUAAGUGUUUACUCCGCAGAGAUAUGUCAUCCGAACUUUCGUGGACGUCUCACACUCGGCUCAUCGGCUGCAACUGCAACUGGUAUCUUUGCCAUGUUCACUCUUGGACACUUUAUAAGGGGUGACUGGAGGUUAUUGGCUCAAAUAGCAUGUGGCUAUUCGGUCUUUACAUUGAUACUGACGUUCUUGAUACCAGAAUCACCAACAUGGUUAAUUGUCAAAGAUCGUUUAGAGGAAUCAAGAAAGUCCCUUCGAUUCUUCAGAGGUCUAAGGAGUAAAAAUGCCCCCUAUUCCACCGAAUUCGAACACGAGUUCAGUGUUCUUCAAAAGUCACUCGCCCUAGCCGACGGCGAACACACACCCCAUUUCUGGGAAGCUAUCCGAGCACCAGAAGUUUACAAACCUCUCCUCAUAAUGAUUGGAUUCUUUGCGUGUCAACAAUUUUCCGGAAUCUUUGUUGUUGUCGUCUAUGCCGUCCAAAUAUCCAUUGAAGCUGGCGUCACCAUUGACCCGAUCCUUUGCGCCAUGCUAGUUGCAUUUAUCCGAGUCCCGACCACCUUUGCAGUUGGCCUAGUUUUGGAUCGUUGGGGACGACGUCCACCGGCAAUGUUCUCUGGCCUUGGCAUGGGCAUUUGUAUGUUCAUUUUGGCGGCAUCCGUAUGGUUCCCGAUAAUCGGAACGGUGCCGCAUUUGCCAGUGAUAUGCAUUUGCAUGUACAUUGUUACCAGCACUCUCGGCCUGAUGACAUUGCCUUUCUCGAUGAUUGGUGAAGUGUUUCCUCAGAGGAUGAGAGGCACAGCAGCAGGGAUAACAAUAAGUUGCAACUAUACGUUGUCGUUUUUGUGUGUGAAGCUGUUUCCGAAUAUGGUUAGUUCGAUGGGGAAGGCAAAUGUGUUUGCGUUUUAUGGGACAGCUGCAUUUCUAGCUAUCGUGUAUAUUUAUAUGUUUUUGCCGGAAACAAAGGGAAAGACUUUGUUUGAGAUAUCAGAAGAGUUCAAAGGAUCAUCAAGUAAAAAGAAAAUUCCUUUGAUGGUGGAUAUUGAAAUGAAAGAGGAAAAACAGCGUGGGUAUUGAGAAAUUAUACAUAAGCGUACGAAGCUCGUAGAAAUUUUAGAUGUCAUUGUUAAAUUUAAAUUAAAUAAAAAAAAAUCUGUGAUAAAUGUUUGUAUUAACUUUGCUUAUUAUAUUUAAUAAGAAGUUCUGAACUUGAAUAAAAUAAAAAAAUU
This is a messenger RNA of Episyrphus balteatus (marmalade hoverfly), 1909 nucleotides long. RefSeq names its product facilitated trehalose transporter Tret1-2 homolog. Gene Ontology annotation, molecular function: transmembrane transporter activity. Gene Ontology annotation, cellular component: membrane. Bases 177 to 1757 code for a protein of 526 amino acids. The transcript is spliced from 7 exons. Gene Ontology annotation, biological process: transmembrane transport. The record is from RefSeq and is a predicted model, not a curated record. Lineage: Eukaryota; Metazoa; Arthropoda; Insecta; Diptera; Syrphidae.